AUGAUCAGCAUCAAAAUACAACCUGCACCCUGCAACUCGCAAUUCGAGUCCAACGAUGUCGUGGAAUGUGAGAUCUACGUAAAACAAGAGAAAGAACAGAACGAGGAGGAGGAGGAGAAGAAUGUGGUUGUUGUACACCACAUCGAUGCCGACUUGAUUUUAAUCAAUCGGGUGCACAUCUCAGCAAACCUCGCUCAGCUCGGUGGCCUAAAAACCGAUCAGCCCAGGUGGAGAGAUCGAACGUGA
Messenger RNA from Puccinia graminis f. sp. tritici CRL 75-36-700-3, 246 nucleotides. RefSeq lists its product as uncharacterized. The transcript has a single exon. Bases 1 to 246 code for a protein of 81 amino acids. Lineage: Eukaryota; Fungi; Basidiomycota; Pucciniomycetes; Pucciniales; Pucciniaceae. The record is from RefSeq and is a predicted model, not a curated record.